AUGUUUUACGCGCACUUCGUCCUGAGCAAACGGGGGCCGCUGGCUAAGAUCUGGCUGGCGGCUCACUGGGACAAGAAGCUGACAAAGGCUCACGUUUUCGAGUGUAACCUGGAGAGCAGCGUGGAGAGCAUCAUCUCACCAAAGGUGAAGAUGGCCCUGCGCACCUCCGGGCACCUGCUCCUGGGCGUGGUGCGGAUCUACCACAGAAAGGCCAAGUAUCUCCUGGCGGACUGCAACGAGGCCUUCAUCAAGAUCAAGAUGGCCUUCAGACCAGGUGUGGUGGAUCUCCCUGAGGAGAACAGAGAAGCCGCUUACAACGCCAUCACACUCCCAGAAGAGUUCCAUGACUUCGACCAGCCGCUGCCCGACCUGGAUGACCUUGACGUGGCUCAGCAGUUCAACCUGAACCAGAGCCGAGCCGAGGAGAUCACCAUGAGAGAAGAAGUGGGGAACCUCAGCCUGCUCCAGGACAACGACUUCUCCGACUUUGGGAUGGACGACCGGGAGAUGAUGCGUGACGGCAGCGCCUUCGAGGUGGACAUCAUGGGGGCGUCGGCCUCCAACCUGCUGCUGGAUUCUGAGGGCGGAGCCAAUCACACCGACAAGUCCAACCACCUGGAGUACGACCAGUACAAGGACGACUUCGGGGACAACCCCAUGGAGACCAACGAGGGAGGCAUGCUGGUGGACAAGCUUCUGAGCAACGAGGACGGAGGAGGAAUCUUCGACGACCCUCCGGCGAUCCCGGGAUCCGUCAUGAUGCCCCAAGACCACGGAGACGACGACGACGACUUCGAUGCUCUCUCCGCCGGCGCUCCAGACAGUCCAGACUCCGGUCCCACGGAGCCUCUGCCGGCGAUGGCGGACCAGGCCGAGCAGGCGGCUUUGACCCACAACGAGGAAGAGACGUUUGCCCUGGAGCCCAUAGACAUCACAGUGAAGGAAACUAAAGCCAAGCGGAAGAGGAAGCUGAUCGUGGACAGUGUGAAGGAGCUGGACAGUAAGACGAUCCGGGCGCAGCUGUCUGAUUACUCCGACAUCGUGACCACGCUGGACUUGGCUCCGCCCACAAAGAAGCUGAUGAUGUGGAAGGAGACGGGCGGCGUGGAGAAGCUGUUCUCUCUGCCCGCGCAGCCGCUGUGGAACAACCGGCUGCUCAAGAUGUUCACCCGGUGCCUGACGCCUCUGGUCCCAGACGAGUUGAGGAAGAGGAGGAAAGGAGGAGAAGCCGACAGUUUGGACGAGUUCCUCAAAGACCUGGAGAAUUCUGAGGUGCCGCGCGAGGAGACCACAGCGCCACAGCAGCAAGGCAUCAUGGACCAGACGCUGAUGGAGGAGGCCAGCGCUCUGCAGUCCGCGGCCGUGGAGGGCAGCAGGACCCUGGACGAGUCCGCGAUGCCGCCCCCUGGUGGUCAGAGAGGAGUCAAGCGCAAGACACCGGAGGCAGAGCCAGCACUGCCUUUGGGUGCAGAGGAGCAGCAGCAGACCUCCACAGACGAUCUGCCUCCAGAGGAACCGUCCAUCAGUCAACUCCUGGACCUGGACCUGCUCAGCGACAAGAAGAAGACGGACGACGACUCCGAGGACGAGGAGGAGGAGGUGCAGGGAGGAGACCAGGACCAGGAAGAACGAAGAUGGAACAAAAGAACGCAGCAGAUGCUUCACGGGCUCCAGAGGGUGAUGGACAAGACCGGGGCCCAGUCCGUGAGUCUCCUGGACCUCUGUCGGAACAACAACAGGAAGCAAGCGGCUGCAAAGUUCUACAGCUUCCUGGUUCUGAAGAAGCAGCAGGCGGUGGAGUUGGUGCAGGAGGAGCCGUACAGUGACAUCACCGCCACCCCCGGGCCGCGCUUCCACGUCAUCUGA
This is a messenger RNA of Knipowitschia caucasica, 1866 nucleotides long. NCBI's taxonomy places the organism in Eukaryota, Metazoa, Chordata, Actinopteri, Gobiiformes, Gobiidae. The record is from the annotation of a GenBank genome assembly.